AUGGUCGUCUCUCCAGAGUGCAUCCAGACCAACACCCUCAUUUUCACCAACCUCGAGCCCGAGGCCUUCUUGGACGGCGGGGAGGCCCUGGUGGCCUUUGUGCAGUCCGCCGUCGAGACCAAGCCGGUCCGGCUCACGCCACUCAAGUCGCUGAAUCGGUUCUUGAUGAUCUUCGAGUCGUCUGACAUUGCCUCGAUGGUGCGGGAGAGCCUGCACAAGACCGACUUUCUCGGCAAGCGACUAAUGGUCUACUACGGGCAGCAAAGCGAUAUCAACACUCUAAGCACCGGCGAGUCCGUCAAGAUCAACCUCCUGCAGGUGCCCAAGAUCGAGCGCAACUUUCUUCUCAGCCCACCAGGCUCCCCGCCUGUCGGUUGGGUUCAGCCCGAGGAAUCUGGCCCCAGCGCCGGCGGCCACACGGCCCUAUACCUCGACUUGGAUCACUUCAAGCUUGAUAUGGAUGCGGGCGAAGUUGCGGAUGCAGUUGAUUCAACAGACGCAGCCGGCUGCCCAUCCAUCCGUUUUGGCGAGCGAGAGCGUGAUGUGUGGGAAGAGGGUGGCAGCCUCGAGGUUGCCAUGGAAGGCUCAAGCGUCAAGCACGUCCUGAGCUUCAGCAUCCCAAAUGCACACCGCAAAGGCGACGGCAGCGAUCCAAGUUUGCCCACGAUUGUUGUUGAGGAGGCAGCCGAGGACGACGACGAUGGCGGUGCCGCCUGGCAGGGAUAUGCGGCGCCCGCGAGCCACAAACGAUCGCCGACGCCGAUUCCGAAGACGAGGCUGCCUAUUCAAUAG
This is a messenger RNA of Polychytrium aggregatum, 792 nucleotides long. RefSeq names its product Calcipressin-domain-containing protein. The record is from RefSeq and is a predicted model, not a curated record. Gene Ontology annotation, molecular function: calcium-dependent protein serine/threonine phosphatase regulator activity; nucleic acid binding. Lineage: Eukaryota; Fungi; Chytridiomycota; Chytridiomycetes; Polychytriales. Gene Ontology annotation, cellular component: cytoplasm; nucleus. The transcript has 2 exons. The coding region runs from base 1 to 792 and encodes 263 amino acids. Gene Ontology annotation, biological process: calcium-mediated signaling.